Molecule: messenger RNA, 1638 nt
Organism: Zea mays
Lineage: Eukaryota; Viridiplantae; Streptophyta; Magnoliopsida; Poales; Poaceae
Exons: 2
Coding region: 162-1388 (408 amino acids)
Source: RefSeq, a predicted model, not a curated record
UCGCCUAUAAGUGGAACGGCACCGGUCCGCCAUGUGAGCAGAACACCAGCUCGCGAGAGGAGAUACAUACUCCUACUCUCCAAGCUCCCGAGGUGUAGGAAAUAGGAGCUGCUGGCUAAGUACGAGGUUAAUUACGAGGCGAGGGGCCGGGAUAACCAGAGAUGGUGAUCGAUAGGCGGAGCGUGCAGCGCGCCGCGCUGGUCGUCCUGCCGCUGGUGCUCUUCGUCGCGGCGCGGGCUGUCUCUGCCGUCGGCGAUGGUCCUCUGCAGAACGGCAACUUCGAGGACUCGCCAGACCAGUCCCAGAUGAGCGGCUCGGUGGUGGCCGGGGAGCACGCGAUCUCCGGCUGGAAGACGUCCGGCCACAUCGAGCUCGUAUGCUCGGGCCAGAAGCAGGGGGACAUGGUCCUGACGGUGCCGGACGGCGCGCAGGCCCUGCGGCUGGGAGCCGGCGCCUCCAUCGAGCAGCAGAUCAGCGGCCUCACGCAGGGCUCGUACUACUCCCUCACGUUCGCCGCGUCGCGCACCUGCUCCCAGGACGAGACGCUCAGCGUGACGGCCGCCCCCGCGCCGUCCGGCGCCGGCUCCCCGGCGCCGGCCCAGACCGGCGAACUCCCCAUGCAGACGGUGUACACCAGCAUCGGCUGGGACUCCUACUCCUGGGCCUUCAGGGCGGAGGGCGCCGGCCUCAUGUCCGUCGUAAUCACCCACAACUGCGGGCAGGAGGAAGACCCCGCGUGCGGCCCCAUCGUCGACGCCUUCGCCAUCAAGGCGCUCCACGACCAGCCGCCUGACCAGGCGGCGGCGGACAACAACAUGCUGCGGAACGGGGGCUUCGAGGAGGGCCCGUACAUCCCGCCGGGCUCGCCGUGGGGGGUGCUGGUGCCGCCGGUGGACGAGGACCCCGUCUCCCCGCUGCCCGGGUGGAAGGUCAUGGCGUACAAGAAGUCCGUCAGGUACGUAGACUCGGCGCACUUCGCGGUGCCGCGCGGCGCGCGCGCCGUGGAGCUCGUGUCCGGCGUCGAAGCCGCGCUCCUGCAGGAGGUGGACACCACCGUGGAAGGGAGCUGGUACAGGCUCGAGUUCUCGGCCGGGGACGCCGCCAACGGCUGCGCCUCGUCGUCUGAUGGUUCCUCGUCGUCCGGGAUGAAGCUCAAGGCGUACGCCGGGACGAGUGAAACCACCGUGGACAUCGAUUUCCGCGGCGCUGGCGGUUCCAACCGAGGGAAGAUCGAGUUCAGGGCCGCCGCGAGCCCCACCAGGGUGGUGUUCGUCAGCCUGGGCUACCACACCAAGUCCGACAACAGCGGCACGCUCUGCGGGCCCGUCGUAGACGACGUCUCGCUCGUCCCCAUACCGCCGCCGUAUGCUCGCCGGCUGCUUCUCUAGGCGUAACAUAAAAACUUGCUUUGCGCCCGGCUAUACUGAUGCUGCGUCAUUUUUUCUUGUAGAAGUACCCAUGCUACUUGGGUAAUGGACAGUGUGAAUGUGCUGGUUUACUGGCUCAUUUUGGCUUAUCUUUUGAACUAGUAUAUUGAGCUAUUUAAAUUCAUACCCUUAGUUUUACUACCUUCCUCAUUUUUAUCCUUAGGAGUUAGGACACCAUCUUAAAAAACCGUAUAUUUAUUCGUGUUCAUGC